AUGGAACUUAGAAGGAGGAAUACAAAGAAAUACACUUUCAAAUGUCCUGACUUAACAGAGCUGGAGAAGCUUGGUUCUAUGAUAGUUAGUCCAGAGGAUUUUAGAGCUCGGUAUGGAAGACUUAUGGGUAUCUUGAAGACCAAGGUUGAAGAUGGAGUUUUCAACACACUGGUACAGGGUUCAGAGAAGACCCCUACAUCAGCAGCUAUUGUAGAAGCACUUCACCUAGAAACGUCUGUUGUGAAGGACAACUUCACUAAAAAAGGAGGGAUUCUAGGUCUAACCUCUAGAUUCUUGUUGGAGAAAGCCUUUAUCUUUGUAGAAGCAGAUAGUAGAGAUGCCUUUGAAGCCAUUUUUUCUCUACUCAUUUAUGGAAUUGUACUCUUCCCAAACAUUGAUGACUUCGUGGAUGUUAAUGCUAUACGAAUCUUCUUAAUUGAUAACCCAGUACCCACAUUACUUGGAGAUACCUACCAUUCUAUCCAUCACAAGACUAAGAAAGGUGGUGGAACCAUUCUUUGUUGUGAACCUCUCCUAUAUAAGUGGUUUAUUUCUCACUUGCCCAGAUCUAGGCUCUUUAGGGAGAAUCCGCAGAAGCUCAGAUGGUCUCAGAGGUUCAUGUACAUUGAUCAAGGGAGUAUACAUUGGUAUGACCCCUCCUAUGAUGUUGGAGUAAUUAUUAACAGUUGUGGUGAAUUACGUAAUGUUCCUCUCCUUGGUGUACAUGGGGGAAUUAACUACAACCCUAUCCUUGCCAGACCCCAAUUAGGAUAUCCUAUGGUGGAUAAACCCGAUAACCUUCUGUUGUCAGGUUUCUUUUACCUCAAUGAAGAAGAGAGUUCCGGUCUGAAGGACAGAAUCAUACAUGCUUGGCGCAACAUUCACAGGAAAGGAAAAGACCAGUUAGGAAGAAAGAAUUAUGUUGCUUUUGAGCCAUACACCCAAUGGGUUUGUGCUAAAGCCAGUGAGUUUAAGAUGCCAUAUACUCUUGAGAAACCUUUAUUCCCUUUUGCUGUAACAUCAUCGUCCGCCAUUCCUAUUGAGAAGAGGAUAGGUUGA
Lathyrus oleraceus (garden pea) is the source of this 1059-nucleotide messenger RNA. RefSeq lists its product as uncharacterized. The transcript has 2 exons. Lineage: Eukaryota; Viridiplantae; Streptophyta; Magnoliopsida; Fabales; Fabaceae. The record is from RefSeq and is a predicted model, not a curated record. Bases 1 to 1059 code for a protein of 352 amino acids.